AUGGCAAUUUUGCAAAACAAACCUCAUAAUCUUAAAACCAAUACAAACAGGUUCCUCACUCCAUCUUCUUCCUCCGCCCCUCGCCCGCGUGUCGCCUGGGGCCGGCGCCCCCCAGCUGCGAAAUUCGCCGCCGCAUCCAAGGACCUGCUCUGCCUCAGCCGUCCAGGAACUGCUCCACCGCCGCCGCCUAGGAACUGCACCGUUGAGAUCCCCUCCCGUCGCGAUCCCCUACGCGUCGCCGCCACCCAGGACCUUCCUCUGCCCAUCGUCCGUGUGUCAUCGGAACCUCCUGCCACGAUCCGGUGGACCAGGAGGUCCCACGCGCGCCUGGGUGGAGCUGGCGGAGCUUUGCCCGUGCUACCGCUCCUCCACUGCGCGUGCUCUGACCUGGACCUCGGUGGAGCUCUGCUUCUCCACUCCUGCUUCUCCCCUGCCGCCGGUGGAGCUCUGGACGUUCUGGUGCUGCUCCUCUGCCCAUGCCUGGUCUGGUGGGCGAGCGGCAUGGUGACGACUAUGCGGUGGGAGGCAAGAAGGUGGUUGCCCAGUGGGUUGGGAAAGAAGAAGUGGGGCUUUGCGGUUGGCACGAGCUGGCCGUUUUACAUCUGUAUUUACAUCUGCAAUGGUUGGUGAUGUAUAUUUUCAUCCGGUUUUGUUGUAUUUCACAUCACUUGAAGCAGAUGAUAUAAAAAUUUAUACAUCUACAUUAUCUGUUGAAGUAAC
This is a messenger RNA of Triticum dicoccoides, 720 nucleotides long. RefSeq lists its product as uncharacterized. The transcript is spliced from 2 exons. The coding region runs from base 1 to 630 and encodes 209 amino acids. Lineage: Eukaryota; Viridiplantae; Streptophyta; Magnoliopsida; Poales; Poaceae. The record is from RefSeq and is a predicted model, not a curated record.